Messenger RNA from Paramuricea clavata, 396 nucleotides. The record is from the annotation of a GenBank genome assembly. NCBI's taxonomy places the organism in Eukaryota, Metazoa, Cnidaria, Anthozoa, Malacalcyonacea, Plexauridae.
AUGUCAGAGGCCAAGCUAGAACCUCAAGUUGUUGACAGUAAGGAAGCACCCAAGAAGAUCACAAAGGUCAAGGAUCCGAAAAAGGUGGAGGGAGGAAGGGAGUUGGCCAAGAUAUCCAAGGCGGCAAAGGAAGCAAAGGCCUGCAAGAGGUUGGAGGAAGAGCAGGCCCUUAGGAAUGCUGAGGACAGCGUUUUUGACCACUCGAGUCUUGGUGUGACGCUCGGUGUCGUUGGUCUAGCAGUGGCGGCAGUGCCAGUCCACUACGCCAGGAAGAGCUUGGUCGUUGAGGAGAGGGAGUUGGAACAUCAUCCGGUUGUCAUUGUUGACCAACCGUCGACUACCGUUGACAAACCGACACCAAAGAAGAACAGGUCCAACCUAUCUACCUCUGACUAG